This is a messenger RNA of Caenorhabditis remanei, 1512 nucleotides long. RefSeq lists its product as uncharacterized. The coding region runs from base 1 to 1512 and encodes 503 amino acids. Gene Ontology annotation, molecular function: transmembrane transporter activity. Gene Ontology annotation, biological process: transmembrane transport. Gene Ontology annotation, cellular component: membrane. The transcript is spliced from 10 exons. NCBI's taxonomy places the organism in Eukaryota, Metazoa, Nematoda, Chromadorea, Rhabditida, Rhabditidae. The record is from RefSeq and is a predicted model, not a curated record.
AUGGGAGGAGAACGAGCUUACUCAUUCUCGUAUCAUCGAUCGGUUUACGACGAGCACGCCGGCGAACGACGGCCACUCGUCGACGAUCGACAGCAUCGAUACAGAAGAGAACAACAUCAACAGAAUCAACAGCAGCUGCAGCAGUACAGACAACCAUCAUAUCAUCACCAUCGACAGUACGGUGAUUACGGAAUGACAAACUGCGGUGCUGAAUCAACAUCGGCACCGCAACACCCUCCUUCAACACCCCAAACAAACGGUCUUCGUGCUCCUCCCCCCUCGAUAACAACCGUUCAACCUCAUCGGAAUCCUUUCGCACCUCCACCACAACCUAUUCUAUCGUCUCCAGAUGAAUUUGAAGAUGCAAUAAAUUGUUCGCCGUGUUGUGAUGACCCGAAUGUGAGUCGAACAUUCAAAGCACUUAUUCUCGGACAAAUCCUCUCCCUCUGCUUAUGUGGAACAGGAGUUUCCAGUCAGUUAUUGGCAAAUGCGAAGGUGAAUGCACCGGCUGCCCAAGCAUUCUCGAAUUAUUUUCUUCUCUGUUUCGUGUAUUGCAUAUCACUUGCAUGUAAAUCAGAUGAUAAUGGACUCGUUGUAGUACUACGAAAACGAGGAUGGCGGUAUCUAAUACUUGCAAUUAUCGAUGUAGAAGCAAAUUAUAUGAUUGUAAAAGCAUAUCAAUACACUAAUCUAACAUCUGUCCAGCUCCUCGACUGUGCCACAAUUCCAACGGUCUUAUUUCUUUCAUGGCUAUUCUUGUCAGUGAGGUAUCUGGCUUCACAUAUUCUUGGUGUCACAAUCUGUCUUAUCGGAAUUGCAUGUGUCAUUUGGGCCGACGCUCUUGGAGAUAAAGGAGCGGAAGGUGGAUCGAAUAAAGUACUCGGAGAUGUGUUGUGUCUAGCCGCUGCAAUGAUGUACGCAGUUUGCAAUGUAGCUGAGGAAUUUCUGGUGAAACAGCACUCGCGGACAGAAUAUCUUGGAAUGCUUGGACUCUUCGGAUGCAUCGUUUCCGGUGUGCAAACAGCCGUAUUCGAACAAGAAGCGUUGUCAAAAAUCGUGUGGGAUGGAACGACAGUUUCCUACUUUGCAUUGUUCGCUUUCUCAAUGUUCAUAUUCUACUCACUGGUUACUGUAGUUCUUCAGAAGACGUCAGCAUUGAUGUUCAAUUUGUCAACGUUGACUGCUGAUUUCUAUUCAUUGCUGUUCGGAAUCUUCAUGUUCAAGGAUACGUUUCACUAUCUAUACUUCGUAUCAUUCAUCAUUUGCAUAAUCGGAUCAGUGAUAUAUUCUAUGAAAGAGACUCAAAUGAGAGAUGCCGACGAGCCACGACGAGUUUGUCCUUGCCUUUUCGUUUGUUGCUGCUGUUGUGGUUGCUGUUUUGAAGAAGGAGACAGUACUGAAGGAUCCAUCGAUGUCUCCCCAUCACCCAAUGAACGAAUGCAAAUGGGUCUCAAUCCACGAGGUUCAAUGAGUCCAUGCCCAAUUCACGGAAAUCAGUUAUCCCAUUUAUAG